Molecule: messenger RNA, 1181 nt
Organism: Spodoptera exigua (beet armyworm)
Lineage: Eukaryota; Metazoa; Arthropoda; Insecta; Lepidoptera; Noctuidae
Source: the annotation of a GenBank genome assembly
UGCCGCUUGGCAAAAAUCAUUAGUUUGUAGAUUUUGAGCGAAUUGUAGUUGUUAAAUAUUGAUAUUAUUGUCUUGUUUGCUAAUAAAAAGCAGAUAUUGUUACUAACUGUAUAAAAAAAUCCAAUAACAAUGCCGAGUCAAGAAGUUUUAACCACAAAAGUUGUGGUUCAUCCUCUGGUCUUGCUGAGUGUGGUGGACCAUUUUAAUCGAAUGGGUAAAAUAGGUAAUCAAAAGCGAGUUGUUGGCGUUUUGCUGGGUUGCUGGAGGGCCAAAGGAGUCUUGGACGUUUCCAACAGUUUUGCAGUGCCAUUUGAUGAAGAUGACAAAGACAAAUCUGUUUGGUUCCUUGACCAUGAUUACUUAGAGAACAUGUAUGGAAUGUUCAAGAAGGUCAAUGCUAGGGAAAAGGUGGUGGGCUGGUACCACACUGGCCCCAAACUACAUCAGAAUGAUGUAGCCAUCAAUGAACUGAUCAGGCGCUACUGUCCUAACUCAGUCCUUGUCAUCAUUGAUGCCAAACCAAAAGAUCUUGGCCUUCCGACUGAAGCCUACCAAGCUGUAGAAGAGGUCCAUGAUGAUGGUUCACCAACAACAAGAACAUUUGAACAUGUGCCCAGUGAAAUAGGUGCUGAAGAGGCUGAGGAAGUUGGAGUAGAACAUUUACUAAGAGACAUCAAGGAUACCACGGUUGGAAGUCUGUCUCAAAGAAUCACAAACCAGUUGCUUGGCCUGAAAGGUCUGCACUCCCAACUGAGUGAAAUCAGGGACUAUCUUGUCCAAGUAGGACAAGGCUCCUUGCCAAUGAACCAUCAGAUCAUCUACCAGUUGCAGGACAUCUUUAAUCUUCUGCCGGACAUAGCUAAUGAUAGCUUUAUUGAUAACCUAUACAUCAAAACAAAUGACCAAUCUCUUGUGGUGUACUUAGCUGCUCUUGUAAGGUCAAUUAUUGCUCUACACAAUCUGAUCAACAAUAAGAUAACAAACAGAGAUGCAGAAGAAGGAAAGAAAGAUGAAAAAGAAAAGAAAGAUAAGGAAAAGAAAGAAGGUAAGGAUGGCAAGGAGGAGGACAAGAAGGACGAUAAAACAAAAGAUAAGAAAGAAAAAGAUGAAAAGAAAAAGUAAUUUAGAAUCGUCAUUAGAAUAAGUUGUUUGUAAUGCUGAAUUAUUUUUAAAUAAAUUGU